AGGUUCUAGUUUUUUCUCAAAGCCUUGUUUGUGUUCUCUCUCAAUCCUCCGACUCUGUCUCCACCCACUACUCUCUCACUAACUAACCGAGUCAUCAUGGGAAAGAACAACAACAACAACAAAGAGAACAAAGGAGAUGGCGGCGGCGAGAAGAAAACAGCGUCAGUCACCGUCGUUUUGAAGAUCGAUAUGCAUUGCGAAGGCUGCGCUUCCAAGAUCGUUAAAUGCGUUCGUACUUUCCAAGGCGUUGAGACUGUGAAGUCGGAAUCAGAAAGUGGAAAGUUAACGGUGACCGGAGAUGUGGAUCCGGCGAAGCUCCGGGAGAAACUUGAAGAGAAGACGAAGAAGAAAGUCGACUUGGUUUCUCCUCAGCCCAAGAAGGAGAAAGAAAAAGAGAAAGACAGCAACAAGGACAAAACAAAAAACGAUGAAGACAAGAACAAAGAAAAGAAACCCAAAGAGGCUCCGGUGACAACGGCGGUGUUGAAGGUGGACUUCCAUUGUCAAGGCUGUAUCGGGAAGAUCCAAAAGACCGUCACUAGAACCAAAGGUGUGAAUGGGCUGACGAUGGAUAAAGAGAAGCAGUUACUGACGGUGAAAGGAACAAUGGAUGUGAAGAAGCUCGCCGACACUUUGUCUGAGAAGCUGAAGCGUAAGGUGGAGAUUGUGCCGCCGGCGAAGAAAGAUAAAGAGAAUGGUAAGGGGAAAGAGAACGAGUCUGGGGACAAGAAGAAAGGAGGAGACGGCGGAGGAAAGGAUAACAAUGGUGGUAACAAAGGCGGCGAGGGGGUGAAUGCGAUGGAGUACGUGGCGCCUUCUUACGGGGCAGCGUACUAUCCGGGUGGGCCGUAUGGAUACCCGAUUCAAGCCCACGCGCCUCAGAUGUUCAGCGAUGAGAACGUGAAUGCUUGCGUCGUUAUGUGAGGCGGCGGAAGAAAAAUAUUGGAGGAUGGUAGAAGUUGUAAAUAUUCUAUAAUUUGGGGUAUUCCGGGAAAUACUAGUUUUUAUUUUGUAGUUUUUAUUACCAUUUCAGUUUUGAAUUUCUCCUUUUUGUUUAUGUUCGUUUCUAAUUUUAAGUUAAAACAUGCAAAUAUUUCCUAAGUUUAA
Messenger RNA from Brassica oleracea var. oleracea, 1107 nucleotides. RefSeq lists its product as uncharacterized. Gene Ontology annotation, molecular function: metal ion binding. The coding region runs from base 97 to 924 and encodes 275 amino acids. The transcript is spliced from 5 exons. Lineage: Eukaryota; Viridiplantae; Streptophyta; Magnoliopsida; Brassicales; Brassicaceae. The record is from RefSeq and is a predicted model, not a curated record.